Messenger RNA from Lycium ferocissimum, 2230 nucleotides. Its product is annotated as protein indeterminate-domain 5, chloroplastic-like. Gene Ontology annotation, cellular component: nucleus. Lineage: Eukaryota; Viridiplantae; Streptophyta; Magnoliopsida; Solanales; Solanaceae. Gene Ontology annotation, molecular function: DNA-binding transcription factor activity. The coding region runs from base 274 to 1806 and encodes 510 amino acids. The record is from RefSeq and is a predicted model, not a curated record. The transcript has 6 exons.
AAAAAUGGGUAUGGAUAUGUGUUUGUGUAUAUGCAUGACACCUAAAACACAUACAGAGGAACCUCAAAGCAUCUUCUCUUGAAAAAUUCAUUUAUAGCAAAAGGGUUAAAGGAGAACAAAAAAGAACAUCAAAUAGCUCAUCAUGGGAUGAAUCUCUUCCUUACUCAAAAAAAAAUACUCAGUCGCUCACUUAAUUCUAUGUUAGCUAAAAUUCAGUUGCAGCAACAAAGUUGAGUUUCUUGAUAAGAAGAGGAACAAGAAAUUAAUUUGAAGAUGGAUGGAGGGUCAUCAUCAGCUAUGUUUCUUGCAAUGAGGGAAGAAUUACAAAAUCAACAUGAGAUGAAUCAACAAGGAGUUUUACUUCAUCAUCAACAGGCUCAAUCCUCAACCAUGGCUCAAUCUCAAGCUCAAGCAACAACAAAGAAGAGAAGAAAUCAACCUGGAACACCAAAUCCAGACGCAGAAGUGAUAGCAUUAUCACCACAUACCCUAAUGGCAACAAACAGAUUCUUAUGUGAGGUAUGCAACAAAGGAUUCCAAAGAGAACAAAAUUUACAACUCCACAGAAGAGGACACAAUUUGCCUUGGAAGCUAAAGCAAAAGAAUCCAAAUGAAGUAGCAAAACGCAAGGUGUAUCUUUGUCCAGAACCAACAUGUGUUCACCAUGAACCUAGCAGAGCACUUGGUGACCUCACUGGGAUUAAAAAACAUUACUUCAGAAAACAUGGUGAGAAGAAAUACAAGUGUGAGAAGUGUUCAAAGAAGUAUGCUGUUCAGUCUGAUUGGAAAGCACAUAGCAAAACCUGUGGCACUCGUGAGUAUAGAUGUGAUUGUGGCACUCUUUUCUCAAGGCGUGACAGUUUUAUCACACAUAGAGCCUUUUGUGAUGCCCUUGCUCAAGAAAGUACAAGAAAUCCACCCACCUUGAGUGCCAUUGGCAACCAAUUCUUAUAUGGAAAUAGCAACAACAUAAAUUUGGGCUUGUCAAAAUUGGGUUCCACUAUUAACAACACAAAGACUAAUGGUUAUCAAUUUGAUAACAACCUCAUUAAUGGAACACCCAUUGGCUCUUCUUCUUCCUUCUUCCUUCAAGAAUCAAAUCAAGAUUAUGCCAACACGAAGCCAAUGGUCCAUGGCCUAAUGCAACUCCCUAAUCUUGAUCAGAACAAUAAUAAUACCCCUAGUAUGUUUGGCCUCAAUUUUUUCCAGAACAAUAGCAGCAAUACUGGUUUUGGCAAUAGCAAUAAUUUGUCCACAAGUGGUAUUUUGGGUGAUCACAAUAAUAUUAGUUGUUCAAUGCCUUCACUUUAUGGCUCACAAGUUGAGAAUAGUAGUACUUGUUCAGCUGCACCAGUAAUGUCAGCCACAGCACUUCUUCAAAAGGCAGCUCAAAUUGGAUCUACUACAAGUAACAUAAGCACCAAUGCUUCAUUGCUCAAAGCCUUUGGAAGUACUAAUACUGGUGUAGAUAAUUCAUCUUCUAGUGGUACAAAAUCUGAUCACCAAGCUCUCAACUUUGGCAAUGACAUUUCAGAUGGUGUAAUGGAUGCUUAUGGAGGUGGAUCACAAGGGUACAAUACAACAACCAAGUUAAGUUUUGAGCAGCAUCAACCACCUCAGAAGAAACAGUUAACCAGAGAUUUCCUUGGAGUUGGAGAGAUAGUAAGAAGUAUGAGUGGAGGAUUUAGUAGCCAAAGAGAACAACAACAACAGCAGCAUAAUGGAUUGAACAUGAUGAGCUCAUUAUUUGAUCCAGAGAGAAAUCAAGGCCAGCAGAGUUUUGGAAAUGCUGGCAAUUUUCAAUGACUUUUUCAGGAGAAAAGGGUAUGCAUCUAUGUUUGGAAGGAGGAGAAUAUUAAGCAUGAAGCAGAUAGCUGUAAUUUGAAGUCUUUUUCCAAGGUUUUAGCAGACAAUUAGAAAACUUGCUUCGGGAGAUAGCUUUAGAAAACAAGAAAAAACUUUCUUUGUUAUUUUUUUUUCUUUUUCCUUUUACUCGUUAAGACCUUUUUUUGUCCUUUUUGUUGUUAUGUUCUAUAGUUUUGACUCUAUGUCUUUAGUCCUUUCUUUUUGGUUUUCGAACUUUUCAGGAAAAUAGUCCAAGACACAGACAAUAUAUAGCUUUCUUAAGAAACUCUUCACAUCUAGAUGACUUCAAUCCUUGUGUAUAAAUUUGAUCAUCAAAUGACAGAUCUAGACAAAUGUUUUUAUAACGUUUUAAUUACCUGUUUUA